AUGUCACCGCUUAAGACAAGUUUAAAAAGAUUCGUAUCCACCACAAUGCCUACUACAUUCAAAUCCUUAGUUUAUUCAUCACACGAUGUUCAAGAUUGCACGAAAGUGCUCUCACUUCACAACUACCAUCCCAGCGAAAAAAGCUUGGGAUCAUCCAUAGUGCUACGUGCUCUGGCAUUUCCGAUCAAUCCAUCCGACAUAAAUCAGCUUGAGGGUGUUUACCCUUCCAAACCUGCGAAAACUCUCGAUCUGGGCACUGAAAAGCCCAGUGCAAUUGCAGGCAAUGAGGGCGCUUUUGAAGUGGUACAUGUUCAAGAAGAGGUACAAGGAUUGAGUAUUGGCGACAUUGUUAUACCUUUGCAAGCCAAUUUUGGAACGUGGUCUACAUAUCGGACUUGCCAAGAUGCCUCUGAAUUGGUGAAAGUUAACGGUUGCGACAGAUUCGCAGCCUCGAGCAUUGCCGUCAAUGGCUGCACUGCCUACCAGCUGCUGAACAACUAUGUUGAUUGGGAUCCCAAUGGAAAUGACUGGUUAGUUCAGAAUGCCGGCACUUCUUCCGUUUCCAAAAUAGUCACCCAGUUAGCCAAAAUGCAGAACGUCAAAACUUUGAGUGUCAUUAGAGACCGCGAUAACUUUGAGGAAGUGGCAAAGGAGCUGGAAACUAAAUAUGGUGCCACCAAAGUAAUUUCUGAAUCACAAAACAACGACAAGGAGUUUUGCCAAAAGACUCUUCCUUCCAUCUUAGGCCCGGACGCUCACCUCAAGUUGGCGCUUAACUCUGUGGGGGGGAAAUCUAGUUCCUCGAUUGCUCGCAAGUUGGAUUAUAACGCUACGAUGCUAACGUAUGGUGGGAUGUCUAAGAUGCCUGUAAGCUUACCACCAUCGCUUUACAUAUUCAAGGGUCUCAAGAGCUUAGGAUUUUGGGUAACCAAGAACUCGUUAGAUAAUCCUGAUGAGAAAAGAGAAACAGUGCAAAAAGUGGCACAAUUGUAUGCCGAGGGCAAAUUAAUCUCGCCAAAAGACGAAGUGAGACAAUUGGAAUGGGAUGUUAAAGGAAUGUCGGAUGAUGAAGUCUUAGACCUCAUCAAAACGGGUAUCACCCAAAAGGGCAAAAAGAAUGUUGUUACCUUGAAGUGGUGA
Molecule: messenger RNA, 1140 nt
Organism: Lachancea nothofagi CBS 11611
Lineage: Eukaryota; Fungi; Ascomycota; Saccharomycetes; Saccharomycetales; Saccharomycetaceae
Source: the annotation of a GenBank genome assembly